Molecule: messenger RNA, 195 nt
Organism: Arvicanthis niloticus (Nile rat)
Lineage: Eukaryota; Metazoa; Chordata; Mammalia; Rodentia; Muridae
Source: RefSeq, a predicted model, not a curated record
AUGGCGAGCGGUAGCGGCCUCGGCCAACCUAACGCCGUGAGAGAGACCAUGGACAUUCUGCUUGAGAUUUCAAGAAUUUUGAAUACCGGUUUAGAUAUGGAAACACUGUCUAUUUGUGUACGACUUUGUGAACAAGGAAUCAACCCAGAAGCCUUAUCAUCUGUUAUUAAGGAGCUUCGCACUAAAGGCUGCUGA